Messenger RNA from Scedosporium apiospermum, 2340 nucleotides. RefSeq lists its product as uncharacterized. Gene Ontology annotation, cellular component: mitochondrion. Bases 1 to 2340 code for a protein of 779 amino acids. NCBI's taxonomy places the organism in Eukaryota, Fungi, Ascomycota, Sordariomycetes, Microascales, Microascaceae. The record is from RefSeq and is a predicted model, not a curated record. Gene Ontology annotation, biological process: GABA catabolic process. The transcript is spliced from 6 exons. Gene Ontology annotation, molecular function: pyridoxal phosphate binding.
AUGGUCUGGAGAAGAGCGUCUCUCUUCUCACAGUAUCGGAGCUUCUCCUCAGCGCGGUGCCUGCAACAUCGAAUUAAGUACUUUGGGAAUGAGCCUGCCUGUCCCGAAGUGAAAACGGCUCUUCCUGGUCCCAAAGCCCAAGCUGCGACCAAGAAUCUAAACAAGGUCUUCGACACUGGGAGCUUGAACCUCUUGGUGGACUAUCGCAGGAGCACAGGAAAUUACAUUGUCGACUGCGACGGAAAUGUCUUCCUUGACGUCUUUGCCCAGAUAUCCUCUAUCCCCCUCGGAUAUAACAAUCCACGCUUGGCGAAGGCUGCAUCGUCCCCAGAGAUGGUCAACGCCAUCAUCAAUCGUCCAGCGCUAGGACCUUUCCCGCCUGUUGACUGGGCCGAAAUUCUCGAGACUGGCCUACUCCGCGCUGCCCCAAAGGGACUGGACCAUAUAUUCACGGCCACCACCGGUUCGGACGCCAAUGAGACCGCCUACAAAGCUGCAUUCAUCUGGCGGCGAACACAAGAACGCAACGGCGCCCCUUUUACGGAAGAGGAGCUUGCUUCUUCCAUGGAGAACAAGGCCCCCGGAGCUCCUAGCUAUUCCAUCCUGAGUUUUUCUCGCGGUUUCCACGGCCGUCUGUUUGGCAGUCUCUCCACCACCCGGAGCAAGGCCAUUCACAAGAUCGAUAUUCCAGCAUUCGAUUGGCCCGUUGCGCCCUUCCCCAGGUUGAAGUACCCGCUGGACCAGCACGCUGCCGAGAACGAAGCCGAGGAACGGCGCUGCCUGAGCGAGGUGGAGCGUAUCAUCGACAGCUUCCCAAACCCCGUCGUAGCGGCCGUCGUCGAGCCCAUCCAGUCCGAGGGUGGUGACAAUCAUGCCUCGCCAGCCUUCUUCCGUGGGCUUCGUGAAAUCACGAAGCGAAAGGGCAUCUUGCUUAUUGUUGACGAAGUGCAGACUGGCGUUGGCGCAACUGGCCGCUUUUGGGCUCAUGAGCACUGGGCGCUGGAGACGCCACCUGAUAUUGUAACAUUCUCCAAGAAGGCUCAGGCAGCGGGCUUCUUUUUCCGAGACCCCUCGCUUCGCCCCGAUAAACCUUAUCGCCAAUUCAACACUUGGAUGGGGGACCCUGCGAGAGCCCUGCUAUUCCGAAGCAUUUACGACGAAAUCAAGGAUAACAACCUCGUAGAACAAGCUGCCCGCGUCGGUAACUACCUAUAUACUAAGCUGGAGGAGCUAGCUCGUCUCUACCCCCUCGAGAUAGAGAACCUGCGUGGAAAGGACCGCGGAACUUUCAUCUCGUGGGACAGCCCUCGCAGAGACGAGAUCCUGAGGAAAGCCAAACUACACGGCGUCAAUAUGGGUGGCAGCGGCGACAGAGCGAUCCGGCUCCGGCCAAUGACUGGCGCAUCCGGCUACAUUGGUGGCCAAGUACUCGCCGGGCUCGUCAGGAGCGAAGCAAACUUCACCAUCAGUGCUCUCCUACGCGACCAGGACAAAGCCAAUAUUGUCGCGAGAGCAUUCCCUAAUGUCAACCUGGUUUUAGGCGACCUAGAUGAUGUCGAUAUCAUCGACAGGGAGGCUUCCAAGGCGGACAUUGUGCUACCCUACUGGGUUCAAAUAUCUGGCGCUUCGGCCCUCGCGGCACCGGAGCUAGCUUCUUCGACUUUCGUACCAGGUGCCCCGUCGGCCGAAGUCUUCGAUGAUGUCGCCGACGUUGCUCGAAUCCGCGAGCUGCUCAGAGCCCACCCCAGUCGAGCGGUCGACAACUUUGUGCUAGACGUCAUGGCCGAAGACUCCGGCAUCAAGGCGGCAGUAAUAUUCCCGCCCGUUGUCUACGGACUAGGAGAAGGCCCCGUCAACAAACGUAGCGUCCAGAUCCCUUCGCUAGUUCAAGCCACCGUUGAGCGGGGACACGCCAUCACGGUCGGCAAGGGACUUAGCCGCUGGGGCAACGUGCACGUAAGAGAUCUGGGAAAGAUCAUUGUCUCCUUGGCCAUUGAAGCUGCUAGUCGACGCCCCGAUGAGCGCGUAUGGGGCCAGGAUGGCCUCUACCUCUGUGGCGUUGGUGAGAUGAGCUUUGGAGAGAUCUCCGACAGAGUAGCAGAAGCAGCAGCGCAGCAAGGUCUAAUCGAGGCAAGCGGCUCGGCUGAAGAACUCGACAAGGCGGAAGCUGAUGUUGCCCUUCCCCAUGGGUCGAUUCUUUUCGGGACGAAUGCCAGGAGUAGAGCGCGUCGUGCGCGAGAGGUGCUGGGCUGGGAGCCACGAGAAGAGGGCCUAGAAGCGGAAAUUCCAAGGGCCGUAGCCGAGGAAGCAAAGCUAUUGGCUGAAGGCGGAUCGUCCUAG